GUUUUGAAGAAAGUAUCUGACAUUUUUGGCUAUAAGAAUAUAGAGGACUUCAUGACAUCGCACUUAGACUAUUUGGUGGUGGAGUGGCUGAAAAUAAAGGACAGUGGAUAUAGCCUGUCUGCCUUUCCUUAUGUUCUUCUGAACUAUACUGAUCUUGAGGAAUUUUACAGGUCUUGUUAUAAAGUUUUGGUUCCACACCUGGUGAUUAGAAGUCAAUUUGAAGAUGUGAAAACACUUGGUAGCAAGAUCGGAAAAGACUGGAGGGAAGUUCUGGCAGACUGUUUUCCCAAGAUACUUGUGAAUAUCCUCCCACAUUUUGCCUAUCAAAGCCAUGGACAGAGGGAAAUAGCAGAGCAAAGAGAGACAGCUUCUAAAGUCUACGAUGUGCUCAAGGAUGAAAACUGCUUAGGGAAACAGCAAAUAGACAAUUUGUCUCAUAAUAAUUUAUCAGAGAUUGUGGUUGAACUGCUGAUGACAUUACAUGACCCACCUAACACUAAGGCAGAAGAGGGAUCUCAUCUAAGUAAAUAUAUUAGGGAACUGGAUCCUGCUCCUAAUCCUCCUCAUUNUUUUUUUCUGUUUAUAACAGUGAAUAUAACUUCUUACUUCUGCUACUGCAAUUGA
Messenger RNA from Numida meleagris (helmeted guineafowl), 624 nucleotides. Its product is annotated as serine-protein kinase ATM-like. Gene Ontology annotation, biological process: DNA damage response. Gene Ontology annotation, molecular function: protein serine/threonine kinase activity. The record is from RefSeq and is a predicted model, not a curated record. NCBI's taxonomy places the organism in Eukaryota, Metazoa, Chordata, Aves, Galliformes, Numididae.